Molecule: messenger RNA, 1880 nt
Organism: Ziziphus jujuba (common jujube)
Lineage: Eukaryota; Viridiplantae; Streptophyta; Magnoliopsida; Rosales; Rhamnaceae
Exons: 4
Coding region: 224-1612 (462 amino acids)
Source: RefSeq, a predicted model, not a curated record
GCAAAAAACCCAAAUGGCCCUUACUUAAUUUAUGCCCAAAACAUAUAUUCUUCUUUUUCUUAUAUGCCCAAAACAUAUAUUCUUCUUUUUCUUAUUUAUAUUCAUCAUCCUUCGUACAUUUUUUCUGCGUCAGGCAUUUGUUUACCAAUCCCAGUUGCUUGGUAAGUUUUCUUAAGAGAGAAGGACACCAAUAUUUGAUUCAUAUUCUGUUUAGCUCCUAGCCAUGUCUAUUAGCUUAAAGGGUCUGGUGGACAAGCAUAAGAACAAAGUUGUUUUUGUUGAAUCAGAUAAUGAUUUUGUUGAAGUACUGUUUAGUUUGUUGACAAUUCCCAUGGGAACAAUUACAAGGCUUUCUUGUUCUAAAUCAAAAACAGUAGGAACAAGUUGCAUGUACAAUCUGUAUGAAAGUGUUAAGAACAUUGAUGUCCAGCUUUUCCGGGCCGAAGAAUGUAAAGAAAUGUUGCUAUGUCCACGUAGAGCUACUGAAGUUUUGGGCCAUUACCUUCAAUGCAAUUCUCAUGGUGUAGCUAAACGGUACCUCUGCUGCAAUGAGGUUUACGAUUUUGGCUCUGGCCUUAAGUGUGAUGUAUGUAAGUGUGGAGCAUACAUCUAUAGUAGAAUAGAAUUAUCGAGUGAGCCUUCUUCUACUCCUGAAGAUGGAGACAUGUUUACCAAAGGAAACACCAGAUUUGUAAUUAGUGAUGAUUUACAAAUCGUAUCUUUGUCCAAUGGAGCUAGCUUAUCUUUGUUUUCCAAUCUUGGUGUCACUGAUUGGAGUAGCGUCGAGGAGAGGAUUCUUGAAAUACAACUUGUAGAGGUUUGGGAUUUGCUACUAUGCUCAUUGUUUUCAAGGACACCAUUGACUGAAACCCUUUUGAAGCAUAAACCUGUACCAGGAAUUACUGCUGGACUUCGCGAUGUAGAAAAACAAGCGAGGAAGGGUAAUAUUAAGCAAGAAGGAAAAUUUACUGUAAAGCUUAUGGUAAGCAAAUCUAAGAAGAUAGUUUGUUAUGCAGAAGCCAAGGAAGACUUUGUAAAUUUACUCUUGAGUUUUCUUGCUGUUCCAGUUGGUCACAUAUUGAAACAUAGAUUGAAUGGAUUUCUGAAUGGAUGCGUAGAUAAUUUGUACAAGAGUGUUGUGGAACUUGAUGAAAAGUGCUUUAAGUCGAAAAGCCAUGAAAAAAUGCUUGUUAGUCCCAUGCUUGCACUAGGUUUUGGCUAUGAAAAUGAUCUUAUAAGUAUUGAGCAAGCCUCUCGUCCACUAUUUUAUUCACAGUUAGACAAUAUCGGCGCUCUUUUAUUGUACAAUGAUGAAGAUCUCCAUUCUAAAAUUGCAUCAAAAGCUCCAGGUUUCUCUACUGUCAUGGAUUUCAAUACUGGCAGGGAUGGGUUUCUAAAAAGACAUACAAUGUUCACACUGACAGACAGUCUGAUCAUAAGACCCAUAUCCCCGCUCUUUGUCAUUUCCAUUCUCAAUGAGUUGAAGGUACCUUUUAGUGAUAUUGAGGUGAAAGUUGUGCGUGUUGGCAAGGAAGAGGCUCUGCGUCUUCUGGUGGCUUCUUUUCUUUCAGAUUCUGCUCUUACACAUGCGUUCCUUGGGAAGCCGAAGUGAAGACUCGGAGGACAUCAUAAUGUAUUUGUGAGGGAGAGAAAGAAAGAAAACUCAUGUUUUUAAGAUGAAAAUGAAAUCAAAUUUUAAUUUUGAUGUUAAGAGUUUUAAGAGUUUUCUUUUAGACAGUUUAUGAAGGUAGCUAUAACUAUAAGCUAUCAAUCUUGACCCUUGUUUAUCUGAGCUGUGUUUGCUUUAGAAUAUUUUGUUUUGACUUGUUUACAUUUUGAUUAAUUCUAUUAAAAAAUAUAUAUAUUUACAUUUCAUUUAA